AUGAGCUCCAAGCAAAGGACCAAGGUGGCGUCCUCAACGCGUGUCCAACACAACACAGGAGCCCACGAUGCUCCCGCCAUGUCUCUGUCCACCAAAUACAGAGAUGGCGCUUCGGACGAGUUCGAGUUUGGCGGCUCGCUUGGAACUUCAGCGCUGAUGAUCGGGUUCCCCUUAGUGAUGUGGUACAUGUGGGUUGGCGCAACAUACUACGACGGUCAAGCUCCGCUGCCCGCACCUGGCCAGAGCUGGUCUGGCUUCAGCCGUCACCUUGCCCAUCUUGUCUAUGAGGGAGCCUACCCGACGACCAAGGCUUGGGCCGUCUACUGGACCUUCUUCAUCGGUGAGGCUCUCAUGUACUGCUACAUGCCCGGCGUGCUCAACUAUGGGCGCCCGCUCCGCCACGAGGGGGGCAAGCGGCUUCCCUACUAUUGCUCGGCCUUCACCAGCUUUUACGCGACGCUUGCCAUCGCCGCCGUCCUGCACGCCACCGGCAUCUUCCCGCUCUACACCUUGAUCGAUGAGUUCGGGUCCCUCAUGACCGUCGCCAUCCUUUCCGGGUUCCUGAACAGCUUCGUCGUCUACUUCCAGGCCGUCAUCCGCGGACGCACGCACCGGCUCACGGGCUACCCGAUAUACGACUUCUUCAUGGGCGCCGAGCUGAACCCGCGCAUCGGCAUCUUGGAUUUCAAAAUGUUCUACGAGGUCCGGAUCCCAUGGUUCAUCUUGUUCCUCAUCACAUGCUCGGUCGCGGCCCGGCAAUACGAGCGAUACGGAUACGUCUCGGGCGAGGUGGUGUUUCUGGCCGGCGCACACUACCUCUACGCCAACGCCUGUGCCAAAGCAGAGCAGAUGAUCAUCACCAGCUGGGACAUGUACUUCGAGAAGCUCGGGUUCCUGCUCACCUUCUGGAACAUGGCCGGCGUGCCAUUCACCUACUGCCACUGCGCCCUGUACCUCGCCAACCACGACCCUUCCGAGUACCACUGGAACCCCUUUGCACUGACCGCACUGAGUGUCGCCUAUCUCUUCUUCUACUGGAUGUGGGACAGCGCCAACGGCCAGAAGAACGCAUUUCGGCACCAGGAGAGGGGCCAGCUGGUCAGGCGCAGGACGUUCCCCCAGGUGCCCUGGCAGGCGAUCGAGAAUCCCAAGGUCAUCGAGACGGACGCGGGCGACCGCAUCAUGGUGGACGGGUGGUUCGCCAUCAUCCGGAAGCCGAACUAUGUCCCGGACAUGUUCUUCUCCUUCUCGUGGGGCCUGAUCACCGGGUUCAAGAGCCCGUUUCCCUGGUUCUAUUUCGUCUUCUUCAUGGUUAUGGUUAUCCACCGCACCAACAGAGACAUGAACCGAUGCCGAAGAAAGUACGGCGAGGCUUGGAAGCAGUAUGAGAGAGAAGUCCCAUACAUUUUCAUCCCUUACAUCAUCUAG
Molecule: messenger RNA, 1428 nt
Organism: Colletotrichum higginsianum IMI 349063
Lineage: Eukaryota; Fungi; Ascomycota; Sordariomycetes; Glomerellales; Glomerellaceae
Product: Ergosterol biosynthesis ERG4/ERG24 family protein
Exons: 4
Coding region: 1-1428 (475 amino acids)
Biological process (GO): ergosterol biosynthetic process
Cellular component (GO): endoplasmic reticulum membrane
Molecular function (GO): Delta24(24-1) sterol reductase activity
Source: RefSeq, a predicted model, not a curated record